Thermothelomyces thermophilus ATCC 42464 is the source of this 1482-nucleotide messenger RNA. RefSeq lists its product as uncharacterized. Gene Ontology annotation, molecular function: protein C-terminal leucine carboxyl O-methyltransferase activity. Bases 178 to 1332 code for a protein of 384 amino acids. The record is from RefSeq and is a predicted model, not a curated record. Gene Ontology annotation, biological process: C-terminal protein methylation. The transcript has a single exon. NCBI's taxonomy places the organism in Eukaryota, Fungi, Ascomycota, Sordariomycetes, Sordariales, Chaetomiaceae.
CCAUUCUCUUUCACCUCCCACGACCCACGAGUCCCAAAGCCCAAAGGUGGGCAAUCACACCAUGUCGUAUUGAGAGGCUGUACUGCCCCGAAAAAUAACCGGAUUGAAGGCAAGGACUACCGUUAUUUAUUAGUACACCCCAUAGCCACAUUCCCGGUCAUUUGACGACCACGUUCCAUGUCAGCCCCGUCGAUCCCCAACCUGCUGUCCCUGCGGGGCGGGACGACUGGACGGGGUCGGGGCCGCGGUCGGGGCCGUGACCGGGGUGGCCCAAGCCGGAGUGGCGGCCCCGGACCCGCGCCGGGCCAGACGGACGACGCCACCAUCCAGGGCACCGACACCGAUGCCGCCGUCUCGCGCCUGAGUGCCGUCGAUCUGGGUUACUUGUCGGACCCAUUCGCCCGUCUCUUCGUGCAGGGACCGGCCACCCGCCGCCUCCCCAUCAUCAACAGGGGGACAUACACGCGGACCACCGCCAUCGACAAGCUGGUCGAGCGUUUCCUGGCCACCACUAGCCCUGAUGAGCCAAGGCAGAUCGUGUCCCUCGGAGCGGGCACCGACACCCGCUGCCUACGACUCUUCACCUCGCCUCAGAACCACCGCAACAUUGUCUACCAUGAAAUCGACUUCCCCACUAUCACGGCCCGCAAGCAAGCCAUCAUCAGCUCCAACCCGAUGCUACGGACCGUCCUCUCCACGCCAGAGCCACUCUCCGCGACAACCUGGCAUUCCCGCGCCCUAAGCCCGCCCGAAAACAGCAGCAGCAACAACAACAACAACAACACCAACACGCUAACCCUCCACGGCUUGGACCUCCGCACACUCACCCCGUCCUCGCCUAGGCUCCCUAACCUCCUCACCACCGCCCCGACCCUCCUCCUGUCCGAAUGCUGCCUCUGCUAUCUCCCCGCCCCGCAGACCGUCUCCCUCCUCGGCCACUUCACCACCCACCUCCCCAGCGGCUUCCUGGGGCUGGUCCUCUACGAGCCCAUCCUCCCGCACGACGCGUUCGGCCGGACGAUGGUGUCGAACCUCGCGGCGCGGGGGAUCGCCAUGCCGACGCUGGACGCGUACCCGACGGCGGCGGACCAGGAGCGGCGGCUGCGCGAGGCCGGCUUCGAGCGCGCGCGGUCGCGGACCGUCGACGGCGUCUGGGAAGACUGGAUCGGCGAGCGCGAGAAGGAGCGGGUCGACGCGCUCGAGGGCGGCCUGGACGAGGUCGAGGAGUGGCGCCUGCUGGCGGGCCACUACAUCGUCGCAUGGGGGUGGAGGAGGGCCGGCGGCACGGGGGAUCUGGACGUCGGCGGGGAGGGCGGCGGUCCAGGGGGGUGACGAUAUGGUUUUUGAAGUGAAGAGGCCGAAGAGAAGGGGGGAGGGGUGAGGGGGGGAGGAAGGAAAGGAAAAGUCACUGUGUGGGGGGUGGUUGUCACUUAGUUAUCAUCGGCCAGAUCGAGUGGCUCGGUUUAUUUUUUUUUUUCCUCA